Rangifer tarandus platyrhynchus (Svalbard reindeer) is the source of this 9363-nucleotide messenger RNA. Lineage: Eukaryota; Metazoa; Chordata; Mammalia; Artiodactyla; Cervidae. The record is from the annotation of a GenBank genome assembly.
AUGCGGACCAGGCUUCCCCCAGCGCUCGCCGCCCUGGGCGCGGCCCUGCUCCUGUCUUCCAUCGAGGCAGAAGUUGAACCACCUUCAGACUUGAAUUUUAAAAUUAUAGAUGAAAAUACUGUUCAUAUGUCAUGGGCAAUACCACCUGAUCCAAUUGUGGGUUUCAAAAUAACAGUGGACCCUACAACGGAUGGGCCCACUAAAGAAUUUACCCUUUCAGCUAGUACCACUGAAACUUUAUUAACAGAGCUUAUACCUGAAAUAGAGUAUGUGGUGACAAUCACUUCAUAUGAUGAAGUAGAAGAAAGUGUACCAGUUAUAGGCCAAUUAACAAUUCAAACAGGUGGCCCGACAAAGCCAGGGGAGAAGAAACCUGGAAAAACAGAGAUACAAAAAUGUUCUGUCAGUGCCUGGACCGAUUUAGUUUUCCUUGUGGAUGGCUCAUGGAGUGUGGGAAGAAACAAUUUCAAGUACAUCUUAGACUUCAUUGCUGCUCUCGUGUCUGCUUUUGACAUUGGGGAAGAGAAGACAAGGGUUGGAGUUGUUCAGUAUAGCUCUGACACGAGGACGGAAUUUAACUUAAAUCAGUACUACCAACAGGAAGACCUGCUCGCCGCAAUUAAAAAAAUCCCAUACAAAGGUGGCAACACAAUGACAGGGGAAGCCAUUGAUUACUUAAUUAAAAAUACGUUCAAGGAAUCUGCUGGGGCAAGAGUUGGCUUUCCCAAAGUGGCGAUUAUCAUUACAGAUGGCAAAUCCCAGGACGAAGUGGAAAUUCCAGCAAGAGAGCUUCGAAAUAUUGGGGUUGAAGUGUUCUCUUUGGGCAUCAAAGCUGCAGAUGCAAAAGAACUCAAACAAAUUGCCUCCACACCUUCUCUCAAUCAUGUUUUCAAUGUGGCCAACUUCGAUGCCAUUGUGGAUAUUCAGAAUGAGAUCAUCUCCCAGGUGUGCUCAGGUGUGGAUGAACAGCUCGGUGAACUGGUCAGCGGAGAAGAAGUUGUUGAACCUCCUUCAAAUUUGAUUGCCACGGAAGUCUCGUCAAAAUACGUUAAGCUAAGCUGGAGUCCAUCUCCUAGCGCAGUGACUGGCUAUAAAGUUCUCCUCAUACCCAUGACCACGGGAAGCCGGCAGCAUGCUCUGAGUGUGGGGCCUCAGACAACCACGCUCAGCGUCCGUGACCUCUCAGCAGACACAGAGUACCAGAUCAGUGUUUCUGCCAUGAAGGGGCUGACAUCCAGUGAACCUGUUUCAAUAAUGGAGAAGACUCAACCAAUGAAAGUUCAAGUGGAAUGUUCACGUGGUGUGGAUAUAAAAGCCGAUAUUGUGUUUUUGGUUGAUGGUUCCUAUAGCAUUGGGAUUGCAAACUUUGUUAAAGUUAGGGCCUUUUUGGAAGUUCUCGUAAAAAGUUUUGAGAUUUCACCAAAUAGGGUACAGAUAAGUCUUGUCCAGUACAGCCGGGAUCCUCAUACCGAAUUCACACUGAAAAAAUUCACCAAAGUUGAAGAUAUAAUUGAAGCAAUAAACACUUUCCCCUACCGAGGAGGGUCUACCAACACUGGGAAAGCAAUGACUUAUGUAAGAGAGAAAAUAUUUGUGCCGAGCAAGGGUUCAAGAAGCAAUGUCCCAAAGGUCAUGAUUCUUAUCACAGAUGGAAAAUCUUCAGAUGCUUUCAGAGACCCGGCUAUAAAACUGAGGAAUUCAGAUGUUGAAAUCUUUGCUGUUGGUGUGAAGGAUGCUGUUCGCUCAGAACUAGAAGCCAUUGCCUCUCCUCCUGCUGAGACCCAUGUGUUCACAGUGGAAGAUUUUGAUGCUUUUCAGAGGAUAUCUUUUGAACUCACACAGUCUAUCUGCCUUAGAAUUGAGCAAGAAUUGGCAGCCAUAAAGAAAAAAGCUUAUGUGCCUCCAAAGGAUAUUAAUUUUUCUGAGGUGACUUCCAACAGUUUGAAAACCAGCUGGUCUCCUGCUGGAGAAAACGUUUUUUCGUACCACAUCACCUACAAAGAAGCUACUGGGGAUGAUGAAGUGACGUUGGUGGAGCCGGCUUCGAGCACCAGUGUGGUCCUCAGCAACUUGAAACCAGAGACCCUGUACCUUGUCAAUGUGACCGCAGAGUAUGAGGAUGGCUUCAGUAUCCCCUUAGCUGGAGAGGAGACCACCGCAGAAGUGAAAGGAGCACCUCGAAACCUAAAGGUGACAGAUGAGACUACGGAUAGCUUUAAAAUUACCUGGACUCAAGCUCCAGGGAGAGUCUUAAGGUACCGAAUUAUUUAUAGACCUGUUGCUGGUGGAGAAAGCAAAGAAGUUACCACUCCAGCCAAUCAGAGGAGGAGAACGCUGGAGAACCUGACUCCAGACACAAAAUAUGAAGUAUCUGUAAUUCCUGAAUAUUUCUCAGGACCCGGGUCUCCGUUGACUGGAAAUGCAGCCACUGAAGAAGUUAGAGGGAAGCCGAGGGAUUUACGAGUUUCUGACCCUACGACAUCAACGAUGAAACUGGCUUGGACGGGGGCACCAGGAAAGGUGAAACAGUAUCUCAUCACAUACACUCCAGUGGCAGGAGGUGACACUCAGGAGGUCACUGUGAAGGGAGACUCAGCAAGUACCGUCCUGAGAGGGUUAAACGAAGGGACGCCGUAUGCCUUGUCUGUGACAGCCUUGUAUGCCUCUGGAGCUGGAGAUGCCCUUUUUGGAGAAGGAACAACACUUGAAGAGCGUGGUUCACCUGGAGAUUUGAUUACUAAAGAUAUCACGGACACAUCGAUUGGGGCUUAUUGGACGUCAGCUCCAGGAAUGGUUCGCGGUUACAGGGUCUCUUGGCAAUCACUUUAUGAUGAUAUAGAGGCUGGAGAAAAGAGUCUUCCUGCAGAUGUAAUUCAUACUGUGAUAGAAAACCUGCAGCCAGAGACCAAAUACAGAGUUUCCGUAUUUGCAACUUACAGCAGUGGAGAAGGGGAACCCUUGAGUGGAGAAGCCAUAACUGAAUUGUCUGAAGACUCGAAAACCUUGAAAGUGGAUGAAGAAACGGAAAACACAAUGAGAGUUACCUGGAAACCGGCCCCUGGGAAGGUUGUCAACUACCGUGUUGUGUAUCGCCCCCGCGGGGGUGGGAGACAGAUGGUUGCUAAAGUGUCACCCACAGUCACCUCAACGGUGCUAAAGCGACUUCAGCCCCAGACCACGUAUGACAUCACCGUUCUCCCAGUUUACAAGACAGGAGAAGGAAAGCUAAGGCAAGGAUCAGGAACAACAGCUUCUCGAUUUAAAUCACCCAGAAACCUCAAAACAUCUGAUCCAACCAUGUCAAGCUUCCGGGUGACUUGGGAGCCCGCACCUGGUGAAGUCAAGGGUUACAAGGUCACGUUUCACCCCACGGGAGAUGACAGAAGGCUGGGGGAGUUAGUGGUUGGACCGUAUGACAACACAGUUGUUCUAGAGGAACUUAGGGCAGGUACCACCUAUAAAGUAAAUGUUUUUGGAAUGUUUGAUGGAGGAGAAAGUUCACCACUUGUUGGACAAGAAAUGACAACUCUCUCUGACACAACUGUUAUGCCAAUUUUAUCCUCUGGGAUGGAGUGUCUCACCCGGGCGGAGGCAGACAUCGUGCUGCUGGUGGACGGAUCCUGGAGCAUCGGCCGGGCCAACUUCAGAACCGUCAGGAGCUUCAUUUCCCGCAUCGUGGAAGUCUUUGAGAUUGGCCCCAAAAGAGUACAGAUUGCCCUCGCUCAGUACAGUGGGGACCCCAGGACAGAGUGGCAGUUAAAUGCUCACAAAGACAAGAAGAGCCUGCUGCAGGCCGUGGCGAACCUGCCUUACAAGGGAGGCAACACCCUCACAGGGAUGGCCUUGAAUUUCAUUCGCCAGCAGAGCUUCAAGGCCCAAGCUGGCAUGAGACCUCGAGCUCGAAAAAUCGGUGUUCUUAUCACUGAUGGAAAAUCCCAGGAUGAUGUUGAGGCACCUUCCAAAAAACUCAAGGAUGAAGGCGUGGAACUGUUCGCUGUUGGUAUUAAAAAUGCUGAUGAAGUUGAGUUAAAGAUGAUUGCAACAGAUCCUGAUGAUAUCCACGCAUACAACGUGGCGGAUUUUGAGUCACUCUCUAGGAUUGUGGAUGACCUCACCAACAACUUGUGUAACAGUGUCAAAGGUCCAGGUGACUUGGAAGCACCUUCCAACCUGGUUCUUUCUGAGCGGACCCAUCGUUCUAUGAGAGUGAGCUGGACCCCUCCUUCUGACAGCGUGGACAGGUACAAGGUGGAAUACUACCCAGUGUCAGGAGGGAAACGGCAAGAAUUUUAUGUGAGCCGAUUGGAAAGGAGCACGGUCCUGAAAGAUCUGAAGCCUGAAACUGAAUACGUUGUCAAUGUAUAUUCUGUAGUGGAAGACGAAUACAGUGAGCCUCUGAAGGGCACAGAAAAAACAUUGCCAGUGCCUGUGGUCAGCCUGAACAUUUACGACAUUGGCUCAACCACCAUGCACGUGCAGUGGCAGCCAGUCGGGGGCGCUACUGGCUACACCGUGACCUACGAACCCAUCAAUGCCACAGUUCCGACCAAGCCCAAAGAGAUGCGCGUGGAGCCUACAGUGAAUGACGUGCAGCUAAGUGACCUCUUCCCAAACACCGAGUAUGCGGUUACAGUCCAGGCGGUCCUGCAUGACCUCACCAGCGAGCCCGUCACAGCAAGGGAAGUCACCUUGCCUCUGCCCAGUCCUCGAGACCUGAAACUCAGAGACGUGACUCAUAGCACCAUGAACGUCCUAUGGGAACCCGCGCCUGGAAAAGUGCGUAAAUACAUAGUUCGCUACAAAACCCCAGAAGAGGAAGCCAAAGAGGUAGAGGUGGACAGGUCACGGGCCAGCACGCCGCUUAAAGACCUCUUCUCACAAACCCUGUACACAGUCAGCGUGUCUGCCGUAUACGAAGAGGGGGAGUCUCCCCCAGUGACUGCGCAAGAAACCACCCACACCGUGCCAGCCCCAACAAACUUACAGAUUACUGAAGUAACACCAGAGAGUUUCAGAGGGACUUGGGAUCAUGGAGCUUCUGAUGUGUCUCUCUAUAGAAUCACCUGGGCGCCUUCAGGAAGUGCAGAUAAGAUGGAGACCAUCCUAAAUGGAGAUGAGAAUACUCUGGUGUUUCAAAACCUGAACCCCAACACUCUCUAUGAAGUUUCUGUUACCGCCAUUUAUCCUGAUGAGUCAGAAAGCGAUGACCUGAUUGGCAGUGAGCGUACACAGCGUUUGAUACCCUUAACAACACAAGCUCCAAAGAGUGGCCCACGAAACCUUCAGGUGUACAAUGCAACAUCUAACAGCUUGACUGUUAAGUGGGAUCCUGCAAGUGGUCGUGUGCAGAAAUACAGAAUCACCUACCAGCCUUCAACAGGGGAAGGCAAUGAACAAACGACCACGAUAGGAGGACGGCAGAACAGUGUGCUCCUGCAGAAGCUGAAGCCUGACACUCCUUACACCAUCACCGUGUCCUCCCUGUAUCCGGAUGGCGAAGGUGGUCGCAUGACAGGAAGAGGCAAGACCAAACCUUUGAAUACCGUGAGGAACCUCAGAGUGUAUGACCCUUCCACCAGCAGUUUGAACGUUCGCUGGGACCACGCCGAGGGCAAUCCUCGCCAGUACAAGCUCUUCUAUGCACCCACAGCAGGGGGGCCGGAGGAACUGGUACCAAUCCCUGGGAAUACCAAUUAUGCCAUUCUUAGGAAUCUGCAGCCAGAUACCCAAUACACCGUUACAGUGGUGCCUGUUUAUUCUGAGGGUGAUGGAGGACGCACAUCAGAUACUGGAAGGACCUUGGUGAGAGGGCUGGCGAGAAAUGUCCAAGUGUACAAUCCAACACCAAACAACCUGGACGUUCGUUGGGACUCGGCACCUGGACCAGUUCAGCAGUAUCGCAUUGUGUAUUCACCUCAGGAUGGUACAAGACCCUCCGAAUCUAUUGUGGUGCCAGGAAAUACCCACACGGUGCACUUGGAGCAGCUGAUUCCGGACACACCCUAUUCUGUGAACAUCGUGGCGCUCUACUCGGAUGCAGAAGGGGAUCCCAGCCCUGGCCAGGGCCGCACAUUACCACGAAGUGGACCAAGAAACCUCAGAGUCUUUGGGGAGACCACCAACAGCCUCUCAGUAGCCUGGGAUCACGCUGAUGGGCCAGUUCAACAAUACAGGAUCAUUUAUUCUCCCACUGUUGGUGACCCGAUUGAUGAAUAUACCACUGUCCCAGGCAGAAGAAACAACGUAAUUCUCCAGCCCCUGCAGCCAGAUACCCCCUAUAAAAUUACCAUUAUUCCCGUUUAUGAAGAUGGAGAUGGUUCCCAUUUGACAGGAAAUGGAAGAACUGUGGGAUUACUUCCUCCUCAGAACAUACACAUCUCUGAUGAGUGGUAUACCAGAUUCAGGGUGUCCUGGGAUCCUUCACCCUCUCCUGUUCUUGGAUAUAAAAUUGUGUAUAAGCCAGCAGGUUCCAAUGAGCCCAUGGAAGUCUUUGUUGGAGAAGUGACAUCGUACACGUUACACAAUCUCAACCCCAGCACCACCUAUGACGUGAAUGUCUAUGCUCAGUAUGAUUCUGGACUCAGUGUUCCUCUGACCGACCAAGGCACGACAUUAUAUUUGAAUGUGACAGAUCUGAAAACUUACCAAGUCGGGUGGGAUACAUUCUGUGUCAGAUGGUUGGCUCAUCGAGCAGCUACUUCCUACAGACUAAAACUAAGCCCCGCAGAUGGAACCAGAGGGCAGGAAAUCACAGUGCGUGGAUCAGAAACCAGUCACUGCUUCACUGACCUGUCACCAGAAACUGAUUACAGCGUCACCGUCUUCGUGCAAACACCAAAUCUUGAGGGACCAGGUGUCUCGGUCAAAGAACGUACUACCUUAAAACCAACAGAAGCCCCUACAGAGCCACCCACACCCCCUCCUCCUCCUACAAUUCCACCAGCCCGGGAAGUGUGCAAAGGGGCCAAAGCAGAUAUUGUAUUCUUGACCGAUGCUUCCUGGAGUAUUGGGGAUGAUAAUUUUAACAAAGUUGUAAAAUUCAUCUUCAAUACCGUGGGAGGCUUUGAUGAAAUCAGUCCUGCUGGAAUUCAGGUCUCAUUUGUGCAGUACAGUGAUGAGGUCAAAUCUGAGUUUAAGCUGAACACAUACAACGACAAGGCCCUGGCCCUAGGGGCUCUCCAGAAUAUUCGGUACAGAGGAGGAAAUACAAGAACAGGCAAGGCUCUGACCUUUAUCAAGGAGAAGGUGUUGACCUGGGAGAGCGGCAUGAGGAAGAAUGUCCCCAAAGUGCUGGUUGUGGUCACGGAUGGUCGGUCGCAGGAUGAGGUCAAGAAGGCAGCUUUGGUCAUCCAGCAGUCAGGGUUCAGUGUCUUUGUAGUUGGUGUGGCUGAUGUUGACUACAAUGAACUUGCCAACAUAGCCAGCAAACCAAGCGAGCGGCACGUGUUCAUUGUGGAUGACUUUGAAUCUUUUGAGAAGAUAGAGGACAACCUCAUCACAUUUGUGUGUGAAACUGCCACUUCAAGUUGUCCUCUCAUUUAUUUGGACGGCUACACCUCGCCAGGUUUUAAGAUGCUUGAGGCAUACAAUCUGACAGAAAAGAAUUUUGCUUCUGUGCAAGGGGUCUCCCUGGAAUCCGGCUCUUUCCCCAGCCACUCGUCUUACAGGCUCCAGAAGAACGCCUUUGUGAGCCAGCCUACAGUAGAACUACAUCCCAAUGGACUCCCUCCUUCAUAUACAAUUAUAUUACUAUUCAGACUCCUCCCAGAAACUCCCAGCGACCCUUUUGCAAUUUGGCAAAUCACAGACAGAGACUAUAAACCACAAGUUGGGGUGAUUGCAGAUCCUUCUAGCAAGACAUUAUCAUUCUUUAACAAGGAUACAAGAGGUGAGGUGCAGACUGUUACAUUUGACACAGAUGAAGUGAAGGCAUUAUUUUAUGGAAGUUUCCAUAAGGUUCAUAUCGUAGUGACCUCGAAAAGUGUUAAGAUUUACAUCGACUGCUAUGAGAUUGUAGAGAAGGAUAUCAAGGAAGCUGGAAAUAUUACCACUGAUGGUUAUGAAAUUCUUGGAAAACUGCUUAAAGGGGAGAGGAAGUCAGCCACAUUCCAAAUCCAGAAUUUUGAUAUUGUCUGCAGUCCGGUGUGGACCAGUAGAGACAGAUGCUGUGAUAUUCCCUCCAGAAGAGAUGAAGCAAAAUGCCCAGCUCUUCCGAAUGCUUGCACAUGUACACAGGACAGUGUUGGACCUCCGGGACCCCCCGGCCCUGCAGGAGGACCUGGUGCUAAAGGUCCGAGAGGUGAAAGAGGUGUCAGCGGGGCAGUUGGGCCGCCCGGUCCUCGUGGAGAUACAGGUCCUCCUGGUCCCCAGGGUCCUCCAGGCCCUCAGGGACCCAACGGCCUCUCUAUUCCCGGUGAACAAGGUCGCCAGGGAAUGAAGGGCGAUGCCGGAGAGCCAGGACUUCCAGGCCGGACUGGAACUCCAGGAUUACCUGGCCCACCAGGACCAAUGGGCCCUCCAGGAGACAGAGGCUUUACUGGAAAAGAUGGAGCAAUGGGACCCAGGGGUCCUCCUGGGCCACCGGGAAGCCCAGGCUCUCCAGGAGUCACAGGACCAAGUGGGAAGCCAGGAAAGCCAGGAGAUCACGGCAGACCAGGUCCAUCAGGAUUGAAAGGAGAGAAAGGCGAUAGAGGAGACAUCGCUUCCCAGAACAUGAUGCGAGCAGUUGCAAGACAAGUCUGUGAACAAUUGAUAAGUGGUCAGAUGAACAGAUUCAAUCAGAUGCUGAACCAGAUUCCAAACGAUUACCACUCUAGUCGCAACCAGCCAGGCCCUCCAGGGCCCCCAGGUCCCCCCGGCAGCGCAGGAGCCAGAGGAGAACCAGGACCUGGGGGGCGGCCCGGCUUCCCAGGCACACCAGGGAUGCAGGGGCCCCCGGGGGAACGAGGUUUGCCGGGAGAGAAAGGUGAAAGGGGUACUGGAUCUCCAGGACCUCGAGGGCUGCCUGGCCCCCCAGGUCCACAAGGAGAAUCAAGAACUGGUCCACCAGGGUCCACAGGUUCCAGAGGUCCUCCAGGUCCUCCUGGUCGUCCUGGAAACUCAGGUAUCCGAGGCCCCCCAGGUCCUCCUGGAUACUGUGACUCAUCCCAAUGUGCCAGCAUCCCAUACAACGGCCAAGGCUAUCCAGAGCCCUACGUGCCCGAGGGCGGGGCCUACUUGCCCGAGCGCGAGCCCUUCAUCGUGCCGGUGGAGCCCGAGCGGACCGCGGACGACUAUGAGGACUACGGCGCCGACGAGCCCGCAGGCGAGCACCCUCCCCACGCGCGCUGGCGGCGCGCCCUGCCCCACCGCCCCCGGCAGUGA